Messenger RNA from Hevea brasiliensis (rubber tree), 3650 nucleotides. Its product is annotated as disease resistance protein RPS5. Gene Ontology annotation, molecular function: ADP binding. NCBI's taxonomy places the organism in Eukaryota, Viridiplantae, Streptophyta, Magnoliopsida, Malpighiales, Euphorbiaceae. The coding region runs from base 332 to 1993 and encodes 553 amino acids. The record is from RefSeq and is a predicted model, not a curated record. The transcript has 3 exons.
GUAGUCCACUCUUUCGCCUUGGCAAUCCUCAUUCAAUCAAAUCUCAUACACAGCUUUCCCUUUGCUCUCCGUCUCUUACCAUUCACUCUCCACUUUUCUUUCGCUCUUCUGUCUCAAAAUUCACCAUAAUUUUGCUUUCUUUGUUCUUGAUUUCCAAAAACUUCUUUAGUUCUGUUGGCUUUUAAGGUCCUUAUACCUUUUUCAUCUUUCCCUUGAAUUUCUUUGCACUUUUUCCUCUCCUUUUGUCUGCUUGCGAUUUGUAUUCACUGUUCUUGCUAUUUGCAUCUGUUGUUCACCCCCCAACCCCACCCAAAAAAAAAAAAGAUAGAAAAUGGCCCUGGAUAUCAUUCUUGCUAUUGUUCCGACGAUUGUGGAGUGCACUUUCGUCCCCAUCAAGCGACACCUCAGUUAUGCUUUAAACUCCAGAAGCAAGGUUGAAAAGCUCAAGAAUCAGGUCAAUAACUUGACAAAUCAGAGAGACGGUUUGAAGCAGUCUGUUGAUGAAGCUACGAGGCAAGGAGAUGAGAUCUAUGAUAAUUUUCAAAAUUGGCUGACCAGUGUGGGCAAAGCUAUUGAAGAGGCUGAGGAUCUCGUCACCGGCGAAGAACAAGCAAUGCAAAGGUGUUUCUUGGGAUUGAUUCCCAAUUUGAAGAAGCGUUACCAGCUUAGCAAGAAAGUGGAGAAGAAAGCUCUAACGGUGGAUGCGCUCCGGGAGGCAGGCAGAUUUGAUCGAAUUUCCCAUCGCCUCCCUCUUCGGCAAAUAGUGGCUCCUUCUGUCUAUAAUAACGAAGUCUUGCAUUCAAGAGUCUCUAUCUUGGAGAAAGUUAUGGGUGCGCUGAUGGAUCCUGCUGUUAACAUGAUAGGGGUGUAUGGUAUGGGUGGUGUUGGUAAAAACACUUUAGCUAAAGUUCACAGGAAAGCUAUAGAAGACAAGUUAUUCGAUGUUAUAGUUAUGGUUACUGUGACUGAAACACCAGAGGUUAGAAAAAUUCAAUGGAAGAUUGCUGAUGUGCUGGGCUUGAAAUUAGAGGAGUCUGAAGAUGGAAGAGCAUAUCGAUUGCAUCAACGAUUGAUGAAUGAGAAGAAGAUCCUCGUAAUUUUGGAUGAUAUUUGGGAACAACUCGAACCGGAGAAAGUAGGAAUUCCUUAUGGUAAUGAUCACAAAGGAUGCAAAAUAUUUCUGACCUCCAGAAGAGAAGAUAUAUUGUCUCGAGACAUGGGUACCCAAGAAAGUUUUGAGCUUCGAGUUUUAUCAGAAGCGGAGGCGUGGAGUUUAUUUGUGACAAUGGCUGGUGAUGUUACAAAUCAGGCCUUGUGCUCUAUAGCAACUGAAGUAGCCAAAAAAUGUGCAGGUUUACCUGUUUUGAUUGUUACAGUUGCAAGAGCUUUGAAGAAUAAGGAAUUGCAUGAAUGGAGGUUUGCCUUGCAGGAGCUAUCUAGGGCUGACAAUGAAGGAAUUCAGGCAAAAGUAUAUUCAGCUCUAGAGUUGAGCUACAACCAUCUGGCUAGUGAAGAACUAAAGUCAUUUUUCUUGAUUUGCGCUCAAUUUGCUCAGGGUGAUAUUCAAAUAAGAGAUUUGCUGCUGUACAGUAUGGGUUUGGAUUUGCUUAGAAGCAAAGGUACAGUGGAGGAUGCAAGAUACAGAGUGUAUAAAUUGAUAAGUGACCUCAAAGCUUCUUGCUUGCUACUAGAUGGUGACAGGAAUGGGUUUGUGAAAAUGCAUGACGUUGUUAGAGAUGUUGCUCUUUUUAUGGCAUCUAAAUCUCAAAACCUAUUCACAUUCAGAGAUAUAGUUGAACCGAAGAAAUGGCCAAACAGGGAUCUCAGAAACUGCUCCAGAAUUUCUUUACCUUACUGUGAAAUCCAUGAGCUUCCUGAACGAUUAGAGUACCCAGAAUUAGAGUUACUAGUCGUUGGCACUGAAGAUAUUCAUUCAAAAGACCGCCCUGAUUUGAAAGCUGCAGUGUAUACAAUUGACAAAAAAUCAUUUUGAGAAUUGGCUUUGGGAGGGCAACCUCAAUGCCACCAUACAACAGUUGUAUAUGGAAAUGGAUGGAUUUAAUAGCAUUCAGAACUUGAAACUUUCUAAAUAUCCCCAGCUAAAGGAAAAAUGGCAUACCCAACUUCCUUUGAAGUUCUUAGGCAGUUUAUGGACACUGGUGAUGGACAAUUGUGAGUUGUUCUCAAAAGCCUUAUCCUCGAAUCAACUGCAGUGCUUGAACUAUUUGGAGGUGCUGAUUAUAGAAAAAUGUGUGUCACACUAGAAGAAAAUAUUUGAUUUGGAAGGGAUGAAUGCAGAUGAAGGGCAUGCUGGGUUGAUGCCGCUGUUAGAGAAAUUGCAUUUAAUUGAUCUACCACAGUUGAGGUGUAUAUGGAACAAGGAUCCUAAAGGAAUUGUGGGUUUUAAAUACCUAAAAUGGCUGAAGGUUUAUAAUUGUAGCAGCUUGAGUAAUAUAUUUACUCUUCCCAUGGCUUUGGAGCUUGUAAAACUUAGUUGCAUAGAAAUAAAGAGAUGUAGUCUGUUGGAGCAAAUCAUCAAUAAAGAAGGGGACAAAGAAGAAGAAGGAGCAAGGGAUAAGAUCAUAUUCCCUUCAUUACACUGCAUCAUUCUUGAGUAUUUGCCUAGUUUAAUAAGCUUUUAUUCAGGGAGUGAUGUUUUGAAAUGUACGUCACUAAAAAAAAUUGAAAUAAUUGACCGUCCUAAGAUAGAGACGUUUGUUUCCACACUUUCAAUUAAAAAUAACCCGGGCGUGGUUGUUGGGGGAAACGAAGAGGCUUGCUAGGAAUGUUUUGAUGCUCCUACUGUACCCAUUUUCAGUGGCAAGAUUGCGAUUCAGAGGUUGGAAGAACUAAAGGUGGAAUGGAACGUAUUGAAGGAGAUAUGGCAUGAAAUGUUUCAAGCAGGGUCCCUUCAGAGCUUGAAAGUAAUUGAGCUGGUAGGCUUUCCCGGUGGAUCUGCACUUUUUCCAUUAGAUUUUCUUCAAAGGUUACCCGAUCUAAAGAAGCUUGUUCUGAGUGAUUCUUUAAUAGAAAAAAUAAUCCUAGAUGAACUGAACAUUCAUGAGGCACAAUUGAAAGUACUCAAGUUGUCUAAGUUGCCAAAGCUUAAGUGUACAGCGGAGGAGAACUCCCAAUCUGCCCAAGUUUUUGAAUAUCUGGCAACCUUGGAGGUAUCUGAAUGCUGCAUGUUGAAUAUGUUAGUGCCAUCCUCAUUUUCAUUCCAAAAUCUGACAAAUUUGGAAGUAUCAAAAUGUCAUGGAAUGAUUAAUCUGAUAACUUCCUUAACAGCUAGAAGUUUGGUGCAACUCACUAGAAUGAGUGUAAAUGUUAGCAGGCCUUUGAAGUUCUACAAGAGAUUCACUCAUGGGCGAAAGAGGAGGAUGCAAAGAGACCAAGUCCAAGCCAAUUCAGACAGUUGAGAUUUUUGUUGCCAUGUUCUUAGUGCUGCUGCUAUCAUGUCCUUAGUGCUGCUGCCAAGUUCUUAGUUAUUAAUUUGUGAUGUAAAUAGUGGAUUUUCAGUUAUUGUUUUAAUAUUCAUUCCCUUAGUUGUAGGAGGGUGAUCCUCCGUGUUUGUUUAUGGUUCCUUGUUUUUAGGAGAUGGUUAUCUCUCCAAUUUGUAUUAAUAAAAGAAGUAUAAGAAAAUUCCAAAA